ACCAAUGACAUUUCGCCAACUGGUUGAUGUGUUAACAUUCAUGGAUCUCCACAAAAUAUGACGUGAGAAGCAAGGAGAGAGGCAAAUUCGUCACAUUUCUUGCCAGUAUUUGUGAGAGGAGCCUCAAAAUUUCACAAUGGAAAUCCUAAGUUUGUAUUCAUCUGUUGCUGUUGUGUUGGUGAUAGUAAGUUCAACUUGUGGGCUGAAGAAAGAAGACUGUGAAGUAUGUAUAACAGUAGUGGAGAAGUUUACCAACUCACUAACACCAGACGUCAAGUCGAGCACGAAAAAGAUAGAAGCCGAAUUUCGAAAAUUCUGCAAGACCUCAAAGAGCAAGGAAAACAGAUUUUGUUACUAUCUGGGAGGUCUGGAAGAAUCUGCGACGGGCAUUCUUGGAGAACUGUCAAAGCCAAUCUCGUGGUCCAUGCCUGCUGACAAAGUGUGCGAGAAACUGAAGAAGAUGGACUCUCAGAUUUGUGACUUGCGUUAUGACAAGACAAUAGACCUACGAACAGUAGACCUGAAGAAGCUGAAAGUGCGGGACCUGAGGAAGAUCCUGAGUGACUGGGAUGAAACAUGUGAGGGUUGCAUUGAGAAGCCGGACUUCAUCGCGAGGAUAGAGGAGCUUAAACCCCAAUACAUGUCACACCAGGAACUCUAACCUAGCCUUGUCAUUACAGACUGGUUAGUGCUUCCAGCAAGUGGCAAGGUGCUAAGUUUCAGUGCUGCGUACUGUAUUUACUUGUGGAACGAUUAAUUUCUUGUUGAGAGAAUUAAUAUGUAGAAUUGGCAUGUAAACUAAUAUGUCCGUCUCACUUAAAGGAAGUAUAAAAUUGAUUCCUGUUGCAAUGUUAAGAUAGAGAAUGCCAUAAUCGUCAAAGCACACGGAUCUCAACCAAGUUUAUAUGCUUCUUAGCAAUUUUGAGAUAACCUGAAAUUCAUCCUUUCAUUUACCCUAACUGAUUUGAUGCUGCACAAAUUCGUUACUUUACGCACAUUACUCGAAGAACCCAAAAGAUUUGAUUGGAUACAAGUAACAGCAAAUUUACAAAAACCAUAAUUUUUAUGAAAUAGAUAUGUGAAGAGGAUGAUUGUUUUGCUGGGGUGUAUGGACAUUUAAAUUUGUAAAAUUAAAGGCAGCUUUGUUCUUCAAACUUUUAACCUUUAACCUGUUUAUACCACAAAGCUUGUACCAUCACCAUGAAAGAAGAAUUAUGCGUUUCAAAUUAUUGCCACUGGAGGAAUCCAGUAGGUUCACUGCUGUCUUUGAUGCAAUAUUCUGUUUGACAACCUUGAUUAGUAAACGUACCUUAAAAGUCUGAUUUUGAACUUGGAAGGACUCCUAAGGAGCUGACAUAAACACCUGUUCAACGGAGGAUGGGAUUGCUUUGUGUAUAUGGAGAUUGUAACUGGCAGUUUUCUUCAAAAUUCGAACGAAAGACAAAAAUAUAUAUUUUUAUAUUCUGGUCA
Messenger RNA from Zootermopsis nevadensis, 1470 nucleotides. RefSeq names its product mesencephalic astrocyte-derived neurotrophic factor (gene Manf). Gene Ontology annotation, biological process: neuron projection development; dopaminergic neuron differentiation. The record is from RefSeq and is a predicted model, not a curated record. Gene Ontology annotation, cellular component: endoplasmic reticulum. NCBI's taxonomy places the organism in Eukaryota, Metazoa, Arthropoda, Insecta, Blattodea, Termopsidae.